AUGUGCAACCUGACAACCGAAGGCACAAAGUAUGGUGGAUGCGGGCACUACAUUAUCACGGUGAAAACGGGCAAGAUUGACUGCAACAACCCCUAUUGCGUCCAUUCCCAGCGGCACCGCACCCCCUGCCACAACUGCGCAUGCGAAAAGUUCUACGGCCCCGACGCUUCUGAGACCGUCACUUCCUUCAGCAGGGACUACUGCCCCGAGUGCAGGCCCUGGUACAAGGGCGCCACCACCGCAGGCGGCGUGCGCGGAUAG
Sparassis crispa is the source of this 261-nucleotide messenger RNA. RefSeq lists its product as hypothetical. The record is from RefSeq and is a predicted model, not a curated record. NCBI's taxonomy places the organism in Eukaryota, Fungi, Basidiomycota, Agaricomycetes, Polyporales, Sparassidaceae. The transcript has 5 exons. Bases 1 to 261 code for a protein of 86 amino acids.